Molecule: messenger RNA, 873 nt
Organism: Vanrija pseudolonga
Lineage: Eukaryota; Fungi; Basidiomycota; Tremellomycetes; Trichosporonales; Trichosporonaceae
Gene: tsaC1
Product: 4-formylbenzenesulfonate dehydrogenase TsaC1/TsaC2
Exons: 3
Coding region: 34-810 (258 amino acids)
Source: RefSeq, a predicted model, not a curated record
CGGACCUUCUACAUCCUCCUCUUCAACAGCACCAUGGCCACCUCCAACCUCCUCACCAACACGCGCCUCAUCGUCACGGGCGGCGGCUCGGGCUUUGGCGCCGAGAUCUCGCGCCAGGCCGUCAACGAGGGCGCCAAGGUCGUCAUCCUCGACGUCUCGCCCACGGGCCAGACCGUCGCCGACGAGAUCAACGCCAAGGUCCCCGGCUCGGUCGUGUUUGUCAAGGGCAGCGUGACCGAGACUGCUGGGUGGGAGGCGGCGCGCGAGGCCGCCGUCAGCAACUUUGGCGGCGUCGACUCGGUCGUCAACAACGCCGGCUGGAGCUACCACACCAAGCCCACGCUCGAGGUCACGCUCGAGGAGUACACCAAGACGUUUGACCUCAAUGUCAAGUCGGUCUUCUUGUCGGUCCAGAACAUUGUGCCCCUCAUGAUCAAACAGGGCACUGGCGGCACCUUUAUCCAGAUUGGAAGUGUGUCCCACCUGCGCCCCCGUCCCGGACUCGCAUGGUACGCCGCGUCCAAGGGCACCGUCACCACCGUCGGCAAGGCCCUUGCGACCGAGUAUGCCGACAAGAACAUUCGCUUCAACACCGUCUUGCCCGUCUUGACGCCCACUGGCUUGACGAACCAGUUUGUCGGUGUCGACCAGCACGACACGGCCGGCCUCGAGAAGUUUGCCGGCGGAGUUCCCCUCGGCCGUUUGGGCAAGCCCCAGGACAUCGCCGAGGCCGUCGUCUGGCUCGCAUCGCCCCGCGCGCAGUUCAUCACCGGCGUCGACCUCCCCGUCGACGGCGGCAGGCACAUCUAAUGGUUUAUCCGGGGUCCGCAGUCUGAAGUGUGAUAGCGACGAUGAUGCAUGGGAUAUGAAGGG